AUGAUCAGCAAAUGCAUCGAAUUCCGUGGCGAAGCCCGACUCGCAGCUUUCAAGACGCAGUGGAUUUCACGAGGCGGCUGGGAAUCGCCGAUCAAGUUCGGCGGACGGUCAUUCCAGCUGUAUGCCCAGCCGGUGCUGGCCACCUUCCACAGCUGGCUCCUCCCACAACUCCCUGCGCUGGCGCCCGCCUUUUCCCGUGCGUGGUGCUAUCAGGAGCGCCUCGUCUCCCCGCGCGUUGUGUACUUCUCCCGCGAAGAGGUUCUGUGGGAGUGCUUCACAGACACGGCAUGCGAAUGCUCGGGCGUCGCGCCCGGCAUCGACGUCGAUAACCCUAAACUGAACCACAGAGUCGACUUCCUCGAAGAGGAGAGGAGCACGAUCAGUUCAGGUCCGAUGUUAUGGCGCGGCGCCAGUAUCGAGUCAAGCAGUGGCACAGAAUCGUGGAGCAGUAUUCCGAGCUCGAAGCUCGAAAUUACCAAUGUUGGGGAUCGGCUGCCGGCUCUAGGCGCCGUUGGCCGAGAAUUUCCAACAAGUCCGGAAGGGGAAGAGACGCAGGCUCGACAGAUGGGUGGCGCCGAGCUGGUCGUGGGCAUCCGUCCGGGGCGAUAUCCAGUAUCACCCGAGUUUGUCGGUCUGCCUGGCAAGAAUCGUCGCGGCCGAGUGCCAGUAUGA
Messenger RNA from Anthostomella pinea, 672 nucleotides. NCBI's taxonomy places the organism in Eukaryota, Fungi, Ascomycota, Sordariomycetes, Xylariales, Xylariaceae. The record is from the annotation of a GenBank genome assembly.